GACACGACUCGUACCAUUGUACACACUGUCAACUGCUUUGCAUGCAACGAACACGUGCAUGUACAAGAAAGACAUAAAUGGACCUGAUUGAACGCCGCUUAAUCGAGAUACCUGUACUCAAGCUACAGACAGCAAAGAUCUGGCAACAUGAACAAACCAAACUAUAAACUGGCAGAAGGUCUCGUCCCAGCGAACUAUGUCCGGCAAGCCGUGGAGAGCAGGAACACGCGUGAAAACUUGGUGAAAACAGUGCUGUCACAGCGGCGCCUCCCCGUGGGAGGAUGGGACGAUGCAACGAUCAAGCUAUUUCUGCAAGAUCUGUCUCUCAUGGACAGCAAUAACUUCAAUGAGUAUUCUGGGGCUGGAGAGAGAGAGGGGCGUAUAGAGAGUUCUCUUGUACGUGACAUGCACAAUGGUAUGGGGCACGGUAUCGGCCGGUCAGGCGACAUCUCCGCGCACCAACCCAAGGCCGCGGGGUCAAGUCUUAUGUCCAAGCUAACGCAGUACUUUAUGCUCGAAAUCCUUAAACUCUCGGGGGCGACGCGUACUAAAUCUUGCUAUGUGUUCCCGCUUGCCACGGGUAUGGCUGUGGUUAUGUGUCUGUUGGCGUUGAAGGCCAAGAACCCAACCGCCACACACGUGGUAUGGCCCAGAAUCGACCAGAAAACCUGUCUCAAGGCUAUUGUGGCCACGGGAUUUAUCCCUGUCGUCAUUGAGAAUAUCACAGAGGAUAAUGACAAAGGGCCACAUACCACGGAUGAGCUACGCACUGAUCUCCCAGCCAUAGAAGAUGCCAUCAAACGUGCGGGCGGGCCCGAGAAGGUGUUGUGUGUCCUCUCUACUACGAGCUGUUUCGCACCCAGAGCGUUUGACAAAGUGUCAGAGAUCGCAGUCAUGUGCGAACGCUUAGGGAUCGCCCAUGUCGUGAACAAUGCAUACGGUGUCACGUCGUCCUUGAUCAUGCAUCAUGUCAAUGAGGCCAUGCGGUUGGGUCGAGUGGACGCCUAUGUGCAAAGCACAGACAAGAACUUCCUCGUGCCAGUGGGAGGGAGUGUCAUUGCCGGCCCUGACAAACACCUCAAGGUGGCGGAUGUCUGCAAAACAUACCCCGGCAGAGCUAGUGGCACCCCUACUCUGGAUGUGUUCAUAACGCUACUCUCUAUGGGCUCCAAUGGUUACAAGCACAGACUGCUGCAGAGAAAGGAGAUAUAUGAGAUCUUGAAGCAGAAGAUGAGUGAGGUGGCGGCCAAACACGGGGAACGCUUGCUCCACACACCUCACAAUCCCAUCUCGCUCGCCAUCACCAUCACACCCAGGCGUCGCGCUAGUAGCCAGACUGAGGUGGGCGAUAGGGAUGCACAGGAGCCCGAGAGUACGAGUGGUACAUGGGAUACAGUAGGGAAUGGUAUGGAAGCGCUCGAUACCAGGCAGGUAGAACCAGAUUCGCACACAGAUAUAGAUACGGCGAGCUCAUCCACCAGGCACGAACUAGAAAAGCAUAAAGCCUUACAUGCGAGCCACAGCGGAGGUGUACAGGAAGUACCAAUAGACACUAUCACAUCCUUCAGCAUGCUGGUGGCAGUCAGCGACGAGACGGAGAACGCGAGUUCUCACACCCCAACGAAGUCUCACCGGGAGAGAAAGGAGAAGCUAGCAACAAACGAAGGUAGUAGCAUAAGCAAGACCAGUGCACAACACUCUGCCGCGAGAUCAGCGCCUCGGCCCAUCAAUCCUCACCCAGACUCAGAUGCCACAGAUGUGACACGAUUGGGUGCCAUGUUGUUCCGACGAGGCGUUUCAGGCGCACGCGUUGUGAGUGCGGAUGAUGUCAAGGUGGUGGCUGGGGUUUCGUUCAAGGGCUAUGGGGCUCAUGCAGACGCGUACUUCACGCCGUACCUGACAGUCGCGGCAGCGUUGGGCAUGACCAGGAAGGAUGUGGAACAGGUUGUGGAACGGAUAGACAAGACAUUGACUGAGUACUUUGAUAGUUAAGUUAGUUAGGCGGAUGGAUACUCAGAAUACUCUGGUAACUAGGUCAAUGGUUCAGGAAUAUAAUACCCACGCAUACGAGUACCUCCCACUAUGCUUGAUGGCCGCUACUGCGAUGGAUAUGACUAUUCAUUGGGUGCAGUAGAUGGUGCAGCAAGCACACAGACCGCAGUUUGAACAACUCGAUAGUUAGGCGUCAUUGAUUCGUAGGAUGACACAAUGAUGAGAGUGCAACUGAUUAGAGGUGGCCGAUGUUUGAUCGAAACGGAUAGAAAUUUCGCUGGGGGUAUACUUCCGACAAUCGGGUUAAAAUUGAUAGACUGCAUGUUGGGUGCAUACUUUAAUAUCGUAGUUCGGAUAAAAGGGAUUUGUGGGUGUGAAUUUCGACAGCCAGGCGUAGUAGAUGUACGGUGUUUCCGACGCCUUUCCUAGUAGACUAAGCCGUAGUCAGAGCUGGGAGUUGGCCUACGACUUCUACCGAAAAUUGCUCUAUAUCAAUUGUCCGCAAUCUACUGUCACCGGCCCGUGUCGUUUGUGUUGUGUCAAGGGCGAUAUCUUCAGUAGAUUCACCGCUGAAAUAUAUAUCUCAAAACCGCCCACGGACUGGUCGGUAACGUCCAGUUGCUACACAACUACUAGUUGAAUCGACGAGAAUCACUGCCUAAGCAAUAUGUGAGGCAGAGGCAUGGACAUCCUAAUCUUUCUCAUAAUCAAAAUGAGUCCAGCGCUGAUUGUGAACGGCAGUUGGUCGCCGGCUUGUGCGUACGUUGGCAUUCAAAGCCGCGUUGCAUCCCGUGAGAAGACCAUCGCCAUGUCAAUCAGGGUCGCCAGAUCCUCACGUACACAAACACCUGAACCCGUGCAGCGCUUCAAAUGUGGGAUUAUUGAUGGCCUGUAAUUCGAGCUCGUACACCUGAGUGAUGGAACGACUGUCAGGGACACGGAGUUCGCACUAAGAUGUGAUCUCAAUCAAUUUAGUAAAGUAGCAAAACAGUAAUCGAAUGGUGGAACGGAAUUAAUGUGUGGCAUAGAACUAGUUUCACCGUGACGUCUGCUGAUGAAAUAAUCGGUGCAUACUGAAAGCCACAUACACGCCAUAGUCAUAGAAUCACAGAUAGUUCGCAUGAUUCGCAAUGGCUCUGUAUAAUCAACGGUCACACUUUUACGCUCAAAUAGUAUCCGAAAAUUGCAUUCCAUUGCAUGCACAUAAACAGACAUGUCGUUUGUAAUAGUACCAGAUGAUUCUAACAUCUUGC
Messenger RNA from Sphaeroforma arctica JP610, 3245 nucleotides. RefSeq names its product O-phosphoseryl-tRNA(Sec) selenium transferase. Lineage: Eukaryota; Ichthyosporea; Ichthyophonida. Gene Ontology annotation, biological process: selenocysteine incorporation; conversion of seryl-tRNAsec to selenocys-tRNAsec. The record is from RefSeq and is a predicted model, not a curated record. The transcript has 5 exons. Gene Ontology annotation, molecular function: O-phosphoseryl-tRNA(Sec) selenium transferase activity; tRNA binding. Bases 148 to 1992 code for a protein of 614 amino acids.